UGACGUUAUAUCGUCUCUGCUCAACACCCCCUCCUCCUCUGUCUCUGCCUGUCUCCGCACUGCUGGCCCCUAUCCGUUGUGUGUCACAGGCAGCAUCACAGCAGCAGACAUUUGGCGAGGAAAAACACGGACUGCGGUCACAUACUGCGCGCUUAUGCUUCGCGCGGACGUAUCGGGGGGGAACAGGAUUGUAUAUUAAUUUUCGCGGCGUUGUGCACUGUCUCCGAAGAGCAUUUCUUCCUUUGACACCCCCUCCCAUCUGCUUGUGUGGAUGGUUGACUGCGGAUUUGAUGGUGCUGAGCAGGCUCGUCUGAUUGAAGGCUUGCGACCAGGGGGGGCAUCUGUGGGGCCGCAGGGAGAGAAACCUCUGUCCACGGCUGCGUCUGUCCUCUGCCCUGUGAUUGUGAAUGGACUGCGCUCCCCUCCGUGAUUUUCUGCAGUCGCUCUGAGUCAUUUGUGGAAGAAGAUGGCGGACAGGGCUGAGAUGUUUUCCCUAUCCACUUUCCAUUCCUUGUCUCCUCCUGGCUGCAGGCCAGCCCACGACAUCAGCCUGGAGGAGUUUGAUGAUGAAGAUCUCUCUGAAAUCACGGAUGACUGCGGGAUUGGACUCAACUAUGACUCUGAUCCUUAUGAGAAGGACUCCCUCAUUCUGGAGAAGAGUGACAUGCACCACCCAGUCUGCUCCUUCCAGGAUGACUUCCAAGAGUUUGAGAUGAUUGACGAUGAAGAUGAUGAUGAGGAGGAGGAAGAGGAAGAAGAUGAAGAGAUUGACCCUGAUGCACCCCCGUCCCCCUCUGCCUCCCCCCCUCUCUCUCCUACUCUUGGCACUCUGAAGAGCAGACCCACCACAUUGAACCUCACCACUGCUGUGUCACAGGAUUCACUGAACAACAACAGCAGUCUCUCCCCAAAGAAAGGAAGCUGGCAGGACUCUUUACGCAAGACCUCACAGGGUCGUCUGUCUCCAACCCACUCAUGUCUGGAGGAUGGUAGCCAUGUGACAGGCCAGUGCCCAGCCUCUCCAGUUUCCCAGGCACCAGGGUCUCAGAGCAAAGGUACUCCACCAAAACAGGCAGGGGAGGGCGGGAACCCCCAAUCCCCUCACAGGCCCCUCCUCUGCGACAUCGAGGGCAACAGGCGGGAGAGGCCCGAAUACGGCUCAUUUGGUCAACACAAGUCCCACCCUUUCUCUGGUGAUGUCACUGAGUCAAAAGUAGACCCUUCAGUCCAGACAGCCAGAGUACCUUCUGUAGACGAGCACUCCCAGUGUUCGGACACCGAGGUGGACCACGACCUCAACAGCGACCACAACCACAAACACUCAAACCGGCGUGCCACCGACACUUACACGAUCACCAGUGAGUCCGGUGUGGAGCCGGAGAACGAGCUAGACCCAGAUGGAACCAGUCGCUGCUUGUCAUCCACUGCACCCAUGGGAGCCAACGACGGUGCUGAUACACCCUUCUCUGAUGAGGAGCUGGAGAAGGACUUUGAGGUGGAGUUCAUGUGUAAGGAGACUUACGAUAUGGUGUGUAAGGAGAAUCAGUCGACUUACGUGGAAUUCCCCUCCAUUGAACCCGCCUCCUUCUCCAGCUUUAUGGCCAACAGCCGCUCAGAUGUUCUUGACCGGUCCAACAGUUCCGAUGCAGCAGUUUCUGCCAUGGAGGCAGCCGCUAACGACUCCACCUCUCCAUCCUCAGACCCAGGGAUAGCAGACAUGAACCAGCAGGGUUACAUGACUUCGGACCAGGACAAGGACCUCAGCUCUCCAGGCUCUGACUCUGACGUUGAAGGGGAGCUGGAGGCAGCGUUUGCCUGUGGAGGUCCCGUGGUCUCCAACAUGAUCUCCUCUAUCUCAGAGACAGAGCUUGACCUGACAAGUGAUGACAGCAGCAGUGGACGCUCGUCUCACCUCACCAACUCAAUUGAGGAGGCCAGCUCGCCUACAUCAGACCAGGAACUGGACCCGGACACAGAGUUAGAGCAGGACAGUGGCAUCGUGGGACUGAAAGUGUCUUUACUUCUGGGCCAACCUGACCCAAUCAAAGAAGGGUCUCCUCUUCCCUCUCCUUCCCCUCUACCCUCACCCACUAUUGCUACGCCAUCCCCUGUUGACUCACCCAUCUUACCCCCUGAGUCUUACGAUGAUGAUCGAGCUCUGAUGGGGCUGCAGAAUGUGGACGAUGAGCUGUCCUUCGAACACCAGGCUGACCCAGAUGAAACUUUGCCUCCAGCCCAACAAUGUGAAGACAGCAUGUCCAGACAGAUGGUGCUGCAGAUAGAACCAGACCACAGUCUAGAGAGCUUCAAACGCUCCUUCUACCUGCCAGUGGGACCCAGGCUAAUGCCCAAUGCAGAUGAAUAUGAUGGAACCAGUGAGGGAGACUCUGAAUCAGAAAGCGAAGACGACCUGAGCGAGAACUCAGACUCACCAUGGCUGCUCAGCAACCUGGUCAACAGGAUGAUCUCAGAGGGCUCGUACCCAAUCAGUUGUCCUGAGGACUGCUUCAAGAGGAAGGUGUCUGUGUCAGACACCAUCUCACCAUCCUCAGACAUUGGAGAUGGAGAUGGUUUCAAUGAUGAGGACCAAGAGAAGAAAGCAGAGAUGGAGGGAUCAGAGGAAGAAGAGAAUGAAGGAGAGAGGAUGAAGAGUGUGGAGUCUUCAAAAGAAGGAGCAGUGAUGAAUACCUGUCUGUAUAUGAACAACUGUACUGGUGACACCAUAAACCCUGUGAUCUUGGAGCGCUGUGCAAACAACGGGAGGGGGACCACAGAUUUCAACUCCUUGGAUACCACUAAAGACUCUGAGAAGAACUUCACAGACAAACCAUCCAAGAAUGCCAGGAGACAGGAGGAAGAUGAAGAACCCAACAAUGACUUGAUGAUGCUAGAGGGAAGGAAGGAUCUGGACUCACCAAGCCUCAGUGAGAGUGUGGUCAGCGACAAGGACGGAGGACGAGAGACCGAGCCCAGGCCAACGAGUCGUUCCUCAGCCUCUCUUGAGCGUAUCACCGAGGUUAAACAAAGCCUGACACUGGACAUACCCACUGCCCAGACAAACCGCUGCUUCAGCCUCACCUACUCCACAGACAAUGAAGAAGAGGAGGAGGACGGAGACUCUUACCCAUUCCUGGGUGGCUUGAGGAAGCAGUCCUACAGGGGAAGUGACUUAGAGCUUGACAGUUCACCACCCCUUGAUUCCAGUGUGCAAGACCAUCUCAUAUCUGACCAUGACCUACCACUGUGUGAAAAAGAUCUGGCUCUGAGACAGCCGAAUGAAGAUGAUGGACUGGCGUAUGACUCCAUGAAGUACACGCUGGUGGUGGAUGAGAAUACUACACUGGAACUAGUCAGUCUCAGAAGGUGCACCUCCGUCCUGAGUGAUGACAGUGAGCUCUCCACGCUAUGUGACGAGGAGCCUUUGGGGACGAGAGGGGUGGACUAUGGUCACGAUGAUGAGGAGGUGAGGCCAGAACUUCUCAGUUCUUCUGAGGACUCAUCCCCUGAGGCUGACCUCCCAUUCUCUAAGAAGUUCCUCAAUGUGUUCGUCAACAGCACCUCCCGCUCCUCCAGCACAGAGUCCUUUGGACUUUUCUCCUGUACCAUCAAUGGAGAGGAGAGGGACCAGACACACAGGGCAGUCUACAGAUUCAUCCCCAGACAUACAGAUGAGCUGGAGCUGGAUGUGGAUGAUCCUUUGUAUGUGGAGGAAGAAGAGGAUGACUACUGGUACCGAGGCUAUAACAUGCGAACAGGGGAGAGGGGCAUCUUUCCUGCUUUCUAUGCCCAUGAGGUCAUAGGCCAGUCUAAGGAGCUGUUGGGCAUGAAAAGAAAUCCAGCAUGGAUUGAGACUUUCAGCGUUCAGUUUUUGGGAUCUGUUGAGGUACCUUAUCACCAAGGCAAUGGCAUUCUCUGCGCCGCCAUGCAGAAGAUUGCGAUAUCAAGGAAACGGACGGUACAUGUGCGACCUCCUUCUCUGUGUGAGCUGGAGAUUAGCUUGCAAGGAGUGAAACUGAUCAUGAGUCUGGAGGAUGAAUAUGACACCCUUGAUGAGUAUGACAGAUGUAGUCACUUCUUCCAGAUGAAGAACAUCUCCUUCUGUGGAUGCCAUCCGAGGAACAACUGCUACUUUGGCUUUAUCACUAAGCACCCCAUGUUGAACAGAUUUGCUUGCCACGUGUUUGUAUCCCAGGAGUCCAUGCGGCCUGUAGCAGAGUGUGUUGGACGAGCCUUCCAGGAGUACUACCAGGAACAUCUGGAGUACGCCUGCCCCACUGAGGACAUCUACCUGGAGUAAGAAGUGUUGCCAUGACGACCACCUUCUUUCUCCACAGCUUGUGUAUGUUCAUUAGGUUUGCCACCAGAGGGCGCUGUCAGUGGGGUCUUCUCUCCAUUGUAAAAUACUCCUUUGUGUCCCUCUAAAACUGGGAUCUUCAUUUCUACAGUAUGCUAGGCAUUUGAAUGAUUUCAUUCAUCCCUCUCUCUGUUUAUUUCCAUCAUCUCGAUGGAUUGAUUGCCUGUUUCUUUUAACUUUUUCUAUGAUACAAAACUAAGACGCUGAGCACCUGUUUAUUUAAGGGUUCCUCUUUUGAAAUGAAAACAAUAUACCUACUACUGCUGUUUCACUUUUCAAUGCAUGGCUAGUAGGGUUACUGCACACAGACACACCAAGAAAUACACAUAUCCAAGUGAAUGGCAAGCAGCUACAAUCAGUACAGAAAUGGUGUAGAACCAAGAGGUCGGCGUUUAAUUAACUGUAAAUAUGUAUUUGUUCAAAAUAUUAUAACUGCUAAUUUGAUUUCUACUGAUAGUGACAUUGGAGCAAAGUAGAGAGAGUGCAGUGAACUGUCCUUGGUCCGAGCUUACCCCUGUGUCGCGUACAAGACGUAGUGUGUGUUGUAAAUAUAUGUAUAGAACGUAGACAUGCAGGCGCCUCAUCCAGACUAAUUAAGAAACACUCACAGCUGUGACUGAUGGAGGGGAUGUUGUUUUAUUGUGGGUAUUAAUGACUCACUCUGACAGAAGUAACUGCAGGUGUAAGAGAUUUUAGAGUAAUGACUUGUGAUGAACUUUGAAUGUUAAUAGCCCCACAGAUAUUUCAUUCAGCUUGGAUUAGGUGCAGUAAGUGUCAGCACAUUUGGAUGAUACGACAGAACCAUUUUACUCUUCGCCCAGUCCUCAAAGUUGCACUGCUUGCUGACCUUCGCCGUGGGGAGCUUUCACAUGAAAUCAUUCAACUGUUAAAAUUGCAAAUCACUGAUCACUGUAUGCUUUGCAAUGAUUGAUGUGACUUCCAGGUCAAAGAAAGCAAAAGCCCUCUGAAAAGCCAUAUUCUCAUACCUCCGACUGUAUAAAUCUGGUUGUCAGGGACAUCCUAGUCUCCGUUUUCUUUUGACUUGGCAGUUUUAAUGAGGGAAAAGGAAUGACUAGACUGACUGGUAGCCGCGUGUCGGUAAUGCUGUAUUGCAGUGUGCCUACUGUACAGUGGAAGCGUCCUGCUAAAACUUGGUCCUGGUAUCACAAUGUAAUCAAACCUUUAAUAAAGCAUUAAAAGGGAGGUUUUAUAGUUAUGUAAAUGGUUAGACUUUGAUCUUGUUUUUUAAGUAUGAUGGAUAAAAGGGAUGGCCAUGUGUUCCUAUAUUUAUUUAUUGCUCUUAAUCUGGUUGAAAGGUUGAAACAUCAUUCCUACAUUACACAACAACGUACUCUGGGGUUGUUGUAGCAUACCAUAGUUACAGUCUAGCACCUUAUAUAGGGGAGAGGGUAGAUUUGAUAAAUGAUGCACUCAGUACAGUCAUCUGAAGUUUCAGGUUUUACACCCCUGACCAUCCCCAUUGUUCUUUCAGACACCGUUUGGCAUCUUGUUCCGCUGCUUUCAGUCACAGUUCACAAGAACAAACACCUCCGUUCACUGUUGAUGGUAGGAGGGAGGCAGAGCGUUAUCUACAUACGUAUCGCUGUCAGUUAGAUCAUGUAUAUACAAUAGCGAAUCUAAGAUAGUGCUGUGUCCUUUAUGUUGAGUAUGUUAUCAAAUGAAUAUGUACAUUAAUUAAAAAGAAAAAAAAAAAGAUCACAACCAGACAAAAACCCCUGAAAAAAAAGAUAAACACAUACAUUUCUGUGAUCUGCAAUAAUUUAAUUUCAGUGUCUUGUGUUUCUUCACAAGAUGUUAACUCAGUAUCUGUCACACAGGUGGCAUUUGAGUUCCUGCCAACUCCAUAACUCUGGACAGACAGGCUUCAGCAGCACCUUUAGAGCACAUUUGUGAAAUGUGACAUCAUUAGUGUGUGACACAUACACCCACCAGACUACUGACCAAUCUGCUGUUAGAGCUGAAUAGUGACUGAGUCCGCUGCCACUGGAAAACUAUUAUUGCGUCUUGCCGAUUAUAGUUAUCGCCUUUGAGCUCCAACAGUGUGACCCAUCUCUCUCUGAUCUGUAUCUAUUUGCUUCGGAUUAUGUUUUUCUAUCUUGUCACAGCCUAAAACCCUUCUUUUCACACAGCUAUACAAAAACAACCUCUGAGGAUGAUCUAGUCCUAUAUAUCCGCUAAGACAUACAUUAACAGUUAAACCAAACUUUUGACUUUAUUACAUCAACAAGAUUCUUCACUGUAUACCUAGAGCAAAACAGUAUGUGACAGAACAAACAUAUCCUAUCUUGUAUCUUUAAAAACAAAGGACUUGUAAAAUGAAUUAAAAUUCCAGGGAAAAACAAAGGAAAAAAAAAUUGACAAAAAAAUCAAUCUGACUUGUCAUGGGUUUGGUCUUAUGAAUAAAAUAUAUGCUUGAUGUCCGAAA
Messenger RNA from Perca fluviatilis (European perch), 6800 nucleotides. RefSeq names its product mitogen-activated protein kinase 8 interacting protein 2 (gene mapk8ip2). Gene Ontology annotation, biological process: regulation of JNK cascade. Bases 467 to 4297 code for a protein of 1276 amino acids. The transcript is spliced from 14 exons. Gene Ontology annotation, cellular component: cytoplasm. Gene Ontology annotation, molecular function: protein binding. NCBI's taxonomy places the organism in Eukaryota, Metazoa, Chordata, Actinopteri, Perciformes, Percidae. The record is from RefSeq and is a predicted model, not a curated record.